Messenger RNA from Rhinichthys klamathensis goyatoka, 940 nucleotides. RefSeq names its product brain and acute leukemia cytoplasmic protein. Bases 122 to 571 code for a protein of 149 amino acids. The transcript has 3 exons. The record is from RefSeq and is a predicted model, not a curated record. Lineage: Eukaryota; Metazoa; Chordata; Actinopteri; Cypriniformes; Leuciscidae. Gene Ontology annotation, cellular component: cytoplasm.
UCAAGUUAGACAACUACAACACGAGGGCACAGCUGCGCGUGGGACCACAGCACACACUCGCGCGCUCUUCUGCAUCAUCAUUAAUAGCGCAUGCAUCGCUCCAUCUUAUCUCAAAUUCUCAAUGGGCUGCGGUGGGAGUCGAGCAGACGCUAUUGAACCGCGAUAUCAUGAGAGCUGGACCAGAGAAACCGAGUCGACGUGGCUUACCAACACUGAUGCUGAAAUCCCCAACGGCGUGACUUAUAAGAACCGCGUCGUUCGUGGAGAAUGUAGCCAGCUUAUUAAAGGCAAUGCAAAACUAUCAGGUAGAGGUACAGAGGCCAGGUCUUGUGGAGACAGAGGCAGACGGAUGGUUAAUACAGGAACUCAAUGUGGGAGGCAGGUUUUGACUUCCAGCACCUGCACAAACCAUCAAAGGACAUCCUGUGGCCAUGAGAUAAGUGACUCAAACCCGACAACACGUAAGGAGGGGACGUCUCAUUCUGAGGGGGUUUCAUCUGAUGCUGCGUCUCACCCAGGGGAGCCAAUGAGGGAAAAAUCAUCUUCGCCUGAUGCGGAGGAUACGCUCUGAAACCCAGAGGAGUUCAGCCCAUGAGGAUUACAGGCUGUAUAAGAAAUCAUAAGCUGUCGAGAGAAAUCGAGCUUCACAAGAGAUGACAUCUCAUUAACGCUCGCUCAUAGAAAUAUUACACUUUACUGAAGUUUUGUUGCUAAAAUGGGUUAACAAGGUGCAUCUGAUCAUUAGCAUGCCAAAUAUAGAUUUUAGUCUGCUGGCACCCUGAUGUCCUCAUAGGAGUUACUGAGCAAAGCAGCAUAUGUUCAUAUUAUUGCAUAUAUGAAUUAUUGCUCACAAUGCACUGUGCAAUUUUAAUGCUAAUGACACUGAUUUUAAAGAACAGGCUACUAAAUGCUUUAUUGUCAUGCUUAAAUAAUUGUUAAA